Oncorhynchus gorbuscha (pink salmon) is the source of this 2370-nucleotide messenger RNA. Its product is annotated as tripartite motif-containing 13-like. The transcript has 2 exons. Gene Ontology annotation, molecular function: zinc ion binding. Bases 617 to 1771 code for a protein of 384 amino acids. Gene Ontology annotation, biological process: innate immune response; positive regulation of macroautophagy; positive regulation of canonical NF-kappaB signal transduction. NCBI's taxonomy places the organism in Eukaryota, Metazoa, Chordata, Actinopteri, Salmoniformes, Salmonidae. The record is from RefSeq and is a predicted model, not a curated record.
UUUCCCCCCCAGUUGCAUGUUGUUUUACGCCUGCAAAAGCUGUCAUAACCAUACCCAAUACCUUGCCAAUAGGACAUACUCGUGUGUGAUCUAAAUUAUACACUGCAACUCGUUUAUACUAAGUGGUAAUCGUAAGUGUAAGUUUGUGUUUAUGUAGCAUAGCUUCUACUGCUAAGGAAACGUUUCAGCGGGCUUUUACCGUUGAGGCAGUGAACUUUAAUCGUUACCAUCUCUUCUGCAUAUAGAACAGUUGGAUGAAACGGUUGUGUUGUGCGUGCAACUUUAACGAUUGCGUGAUAUGUCGUCUCAGAAAACAAAACAAAUCUAGCGUGAACACUAAAAAGUAGGUCGUUGAACUUAGGCAAUGGUCCGCGGCGAAGCGUCUUUCAGACAAAUAGCCAAUGCAACUGGCAUGAUGUUCCACAGCGCUUUCUAUUUUCAUCCUUUACGCGGACACAUCGACGCGUCUCAUUUUGACGUUGGCUGAAUUUUAACACCAGUCGCAGGAGUUUCGUGCGUUUUAGCCAGUGUUGUGUGUAAUUCUAGUGAUGUGCAUUUCCACCAUCACUGGCUCUGAAUCAUUGCGCUGCUAUGUGAUGUAGAUAAACGGAACACCAUGGAGCUUCUCGAGGAGGAUCUCACCUGCCCAAUUUGCUGCUGUCUCUUUGAGGACCCGCGAGUUCUGCCGUGCUCGCACAGCUUCUGCAAGAAGUGCUUGGAGGGGAUUCUGGAGGGGAACAACCGAGGACCUGUUUGGAGACCCCCAUUCAAAUGUCCCAGUUGCCGCAAGGAGACCCCUCAAAACGGUAUAAACACCCUCCAGAUCAACUACUCCUUACGCGGAAUUGUAGAGAAAUACAACAAAAUCAGACGUUUACCCAGGAUGGUGCUGUGCAAACACCACAGUGGUCAACCGCUUAAUAUAUUUUGUGCCACAGACUUUAAACUUAUUUGUGGAUUUUGCAUAACAACUGGCGACCAUAAAGGACAUAAAUUCUGUUCCAUGGAAGACGCAUAUGAGCAGGAGAAAGCUGCGUUUGAGGAGCUGUUCCAGGGAGUGGAGAACUGGCGCAGCGCAAAUACCAUAACCUGCCUGGAGACACUGGAAGCCAGUAAGAAGAAUGCACUCCAGUUAGUUUCCAGGGAUGCAGAGAAAGUAACGGACUAUUUCGUCAAACUGAUCAGCACCCUGGACCACAAAAAGAACGAGAUCCUCUCUGAUUUCGAGACGCUGAAGUUGGUGGUGAUGCAAGCCUACGAUCCCGAGAUUAACAAAUUAAGCGCUGCGUUGGAGGAGCAGAGACGCGCGCUCAGCAUCGCUGAGUCCUUCAGGAAUGUGACUGACCCCCUCUGCUUCCUCCAGCAGAUGCAGGAGUUCAGGGAGAAGUUGCGCGUUGUCCGGGAAACGACGCUACCCUCCCGGAUAGACAUGGAUAUCGGUCACAUGGUCCGGAACUUCGACGUCAAAAAUUGGGACUCGGUGAAGCUCAAAGAUGUGGACACGCUCUCGGUCCCCCAAGAGAGUAGCGCGUAUUGCUCAACGACUCAGCGUGUCAGCGGCAGAACGCUGUGGAGAGUCAUCGUGAUUGUUGUGUGCCUGUUACUAUACGCCCUGGUGCUUCCGCAGCUGGACAGCCUGACCGUGGUGUCAGCCCAAUUCUCCUCGCUCUGCCAUAGUUGCCUGCCCGUGCUAUCUGGCUGGCUGGAGAUGGCUACCGGUGCGUGGCAGUGCUGGAGAGAGGUAGUGGAUGCCUGGUGGGUGCAUGGUUGAAAUGUAUCCUGAACCUCUUUCAAACAACUGGCUAAUUUCUUUGACGUCGUAGGUUGCUUUAGAUUUCCAAAUAUGUUAUUUUUGGAUCUGAAGCAAGCUGCAGCAGUCUGAUAGAAAGCCUAUAUGUAAAAGUUAUAGGCCUAAGUAGAUUUAUAAAAAACACUAGAAAGCUAUUCACUAUAAAGCUAUUCAUGAUUUUAGUAUUUUAUAUAGAAUAUAUAAACAGAACAACCAUAACACUUAACGAGAAUCAAAACACUAUUGCAGCACAUUGAAUGUUGUCAGAUUUGAGAACAGCUUGUUUGGUGAAUAUUAAACAGCAGCUCUGUCCUGGAGCACCAGCCAUCCUUCUCCAAGCCAUAUGAUCAUACACUUUAACAACUACAAGUCAAAGCCUGAGUCACCUCAUGUGCAUAUUAAAGUAAAUAACGAUCAUGCCAUAGGCUAGAUUAUUUAGCAAAGGCCUAAUAUUUACACCUAGAAAGUCUGAGUUUGAUUUAUUUUUUUGCCUUAAGUUUUACAGGCAGUCUGUUGUUGUCAUAACGCCACAUACCGGGUCACCAGCCUCAUAUUUUGCCAAAAAUAAAACUUCAAUUUGG